Messenger RNA from Vicia villosa (hairy vetch), 1042 nucleotides. RefSeq lists its product as uncharacterized. Lineage: Eukaryota; Viridiplantae; Streptophyta; Magnoliopsida; Fabales; Fabaceae. The record is from RefSeq and is a predicted model, not a curated record. The transcript has a single exon. The coding region runs from base 48 to 764 and encodes 238 amino acids.
GAGAACUAAUUAUUUCUUCUAACAAUUUUUUUUCAAAGCCGCCAAACAUGGAACAUUUCAUGAAACUCUUUGAUUCUCUCUGGUUUGAGGUUAACAUUUUGAACAUAAACACAACUUCAUUGAUAUCAUCAACAAGUUCUGAAGAAAAUCUUAAAGAUUGUCGGAAAAAUGAAACAUCAUGUGUAGAAGAAGAACCAAAACUCACGCGGAUCCGAACUGUUCAUAACAGAUCCAUGAGUGACCAAUCAAUAGCAAGUUUCAACCAUGAUUCUCUUUCACCAGACUCUGUUCUCAUUCCUUCAAAGCUUCAAACCAUUCUAUCAGGAAAAGAAGUAACAGACUCAGAAGAUGAAAACCUAGUACAAGCACAAACGUUGUUGUUGUUGUCUAAAAAGAACAACAUGAACAAGGUUGUUACGAAGAAGAAAAGGGAAAGUAAGAGUUUAUCGGACCUUGAAUUUGAGGAGCUAAAAGGGUUCAUGGAUCUGGGGUUUGUUUUCUCAGAAGAAGAUAAAGAUUCAAACUUGGUUUCGAUUAUUCCUGGGUUACAAAGAUUUGGGAAGAAAGAUGAGGAACAAGAAGAUGAUGAUGUUUGUGAUGAGUCUGUGAUUCAGAGACCUUAUCUUUCUGAAGCUUGGGAGGUUCAUGAGAGGAGAAAAGAGAAGCCUUUGAUGAAAUGGAAAGUUCCUGAUUUGAAGAAUGAAAUUGAUAUGAAGAAUAGUUUGAGAUUGUGGGCACACACUGUUGCUUCUACUGUUAGAUGAGAAUUGAGAUGAUGCUGUUCAUAGUUCAUAAAUUUUUUUUCUUUGUUAAAUAUUCUUUUUGCUAAAUAAUAUCUUUGGAAUUGUUUGGUUUAUAGUUUUAGGAUAAUGCAACAUUUUUCUGUGGUUAUUUCUUGUCAAUUUUUUUCUGGAAUUUGGGAUUCCAGUGGAAUUUGUAAUUUUGACAGAAUGGAAUGAAAUUUAAUUUGGCAAUUGAGAUCUAUUUGCUCAAUCUACAAGUUUUGGAGAAUCUAUGUUGUGGUAGAUUGAAGAUGGCAUGU